UAGCCAUGAACCCGGUGCAGAGACCCGAGAUGUUCAUCAUCGGUGCCCAGCCUGUGUGCAGUCAGCUUCCUGGGCUCUCCCCUGGCCAGAGAAAGCUGUGCCAGUUGUACCAGGAGCACAUGGCCUACAUAGGGGAGGGAGCCAAGACGGGCAUCAAGGAGUGCCAGUACCAGUUCCGGCAGAGGCGGUGGAACUGCAGCACCGUGGACAACACCUCUGUCUUCGGCAGAGUCAUGCAGAUAGGCAGCCGCGAGACCGCCUUCGCCUACGCCGUGAGCGCCGCGGGCGUGGUCCACGCGGUCAGCCGCGCCUGCCGCGAGGGCGAGCUGUCCACCUGCGGCUGCAGCCGCGCCGCGCGGCCCCGGGACCUGCCCCGCGACUGGCUGUGGGGCGGCUGCGGGGACAACGUGGACUACGGCUACCGCUUCGCCAAGGAGUUCGUGGACGCCCGGGAGCGGGAGAAGAGCUUCGCCAAGGGGUCGGAGGCGCAGGGCAGAGUGCUCAUGAACCUGCAGAACAACGAGGCCGGCCGAAGGGCUGUGUAUAAGAUGGCCGACGUGGCCUGCAAAUGCCACGGUGUCUCAGGCUCCUGCAGCCUCAAGACCUGCUGGCUGCAGCUGGCCGAGUUCCGCAAGGUGGGGGACCAGCUGAAGGAGAAGUACGACAGCGCGGCCGCCAUGCGCAUCUCCCGCAGGGGCAAGCUGGAGCUGGUCAACAGCCGCUUCAACCAGCCCACGCCGGAGGACCUGGUCUACGUGGACCCCAGCCCCGACUACUGCCUGCGCAACGAGACCACGGGCUCCCUGGGCACGCAGGGCCGCCUCUGCAACAAGACUUCGGAGGGCAUGGACGGCUGCGAGCUCCUGUGCUGCGGCCGCGGCUACGACCGGUUCCAGAGCGUGCAGGUGGAGCGCUGCCACUGCCGCUUCCACUGGUGCUGCUUCGUGCGGUGCAGGAAGUGCGCCCAGGUCGUGGACCAGCACGUCUGCAAGUAGCCGCGGCCGCCCGGCCCCCCCCACUCCGCCUCACGAGAGCCUAUAUUAUAGAAGUCUAUACAAAUCUAUUAUAUAUUUGUGCAAAUGAACGAUGGACGCUAAAUAAUUAAAAGGUGAAAAUGAAAGGAAAAUCUUAUUUAAGAGAUGCUGGAGAUCUUUGCGGACUGGCCUUCGCUGGCUCCUGCUCCCACAGGGUGGGCGCCAGGGCUUUUCCUCCCCCUGCUGAGGACUCCCGGGACGCAGGGGCUUGGGAACAGGUACUGUCCGUCCACCGUGGCCUCGGGAGAGAGGCCGUGGCAAGCUGGAGGAAACGACUGUGUCUGGAAGUCUGGAGUCUCUGUCGACCGGAUGACUGCAUGCGACCCGGCCACCAGGCCAGCAGGCCCUGUGCAAGGAAGGUGGCGGGAACUCGGGUUCAACCCUGACGUCCCCAGGGUCUUGCCCAGAACAUAGACAGGU
Propithecus coquereli (Coquerel's sifaka) is the source of this 1454-nucleotide messenger RNA. It is a transcript of the gene WNT5B, whose product is annotated as wingless-type MMTV integration site family, member 5B. Gene Ontology annotation, molecular function: frizzled binding; cytokine activity. The record is from RefSeq and is a predicted model, not a curated record. Gene Ontology annotation, cellular component: extracellular region. NCBI's taxonomy places the organism in Eukaryota, Metazoa, Chordata, Mammalia, Primates, Indriidae. The transcript has 3 exons. Gene Ontology annotation, biological process: canonical Wnt signaling pathway; neuron differentiation; cell fate commitment. Bases 6 to 995 code for a protein of 329 amino acids.